This is a messenger RNA of Histoplasma mississippiense, 648 nucleotides long. RefSeq lists its product with no specific name. Lineage: Eukaryota; Fungi; Ascomycota; Eurotiomycetes; Onygenales; Ajellomycetaceae. Gene Ontology annotation, cellular component: cytoplasm; membrane. The transcript is spliced from 3 exons. Bases 1 to 648 code for a protein of 215 amino acids. The record is from RefSeq and is a predicted model, not a curated record.
AUGUCAAGCCUGGCCAUUUUUAAGACCACCCUCCAAUCUGCCCUUCUCAAUGGCAGCUCCAAUGAAAUAGCUCAAGGGAUAACGUCAUACAAACAUGAGACGAGGUUCACUCUUGACUACAUUGAAUUGAUCCGCUUCAUGAUAUGCACGCUUAUCACAACGCCUUUCAUGGUCCUCUGGCAGAACCAUCUCGAAAUCGCAUAUCCAGUAUCUCCUGACCACAACGCCGUUAUGCCUCCCGCAUCGAUGGCAGGCAAAGGUGAAAAUGACUCUAACAUGGCUAGCCACGAGACAGCAUGGUGCGGGGCCAAAACCAAUCAACUGGAGUGGGAAGAAUCACAAAGCUCCAACUCCAAAAGGAAUACCCGGAAUACCGUUCUUAAGAUUGUGAUAGACCAGACUGUUGGCGCAGCAUGGAGUUCAGCUUUAUUUAUUGUAACCAUGUCUGCCUUAAAUGGCCAGGAUGUCAAAACUAUUCAACAAUCAUUAUAUAAGGAUUUCGUCCCAAUCAUCAUGGCUGGUCUGAAGCUUUGGCCAAUGGUUUCCGUGCUUAACUUCACCAUGAUCUCCCCAGAGAAGAGAGUCCUGACAGGGAGCCUGUUUGGGAUGAUCUGGGGUAUAUAUCUUAGCUUAAGAUCUGAGGUUUGA